Messenger RNA from Armigeres subalbatus, 1405 nucleotides. RefSeq lists its product as uncharacterized. Gene Ontology annotation, biological process: regulation of DNA-templated transcription. The transcript is spliced from 3 exons. Bases 161 to 1192 code for a protein of 343 amino acids. Lineage: Eukaryota; Metazoa; Arthropoda; Insecta; Diptera; Culicidae. Gene Ontology annotation, molecular function: DNA-binding transcription factor activity. The record is from RefSeq and is a predicted model, not a curated record.
CGAAGAUCAAUUCGGAAAAUGGAUAUAAACGCACGUUCGGGAUGUUCGUAGAACACAACCAAAUAAAAGGGCACCGAAAUCGGACCGAAGCCGUGCGUUCUGCUUUGAUUAGGUCUAUUGUGCAAAUUUUGUGAUAUUCCGUACGAGCGGCAGUACUGAGAUGGCGCCAAACGACGUACAACAUUCCGACGACUACAAUAAUGUCCGGCCAAAUUCUGACCAAGAUCCAAAUGAAAACCCCCCGAAAAGAAUCAAAUACGACAGUACCUACGAAAACAUGAUCUUUCGGGCAGGCUACACAAAUAUGCAAAACCAGUACAUUUACAAUCAACAGAGAAGCCAGGCACUCAGGAUGCAGGACGAUCGGUACUCCACCAUCUCAUCAUCAUCGUCCUUAGUUUCCUCAAUGGAUGGCUAUUCCUCUACUCCGUCUCCAGAUUUGACAUUGAACGGAAGUCAAGCUUCAUCUCCUCUGUUUGCGGUUUAUCCGCAACGCCCUGUAGAUCCACCUCCACUGCGGUACUUCCAGUUCAACAACCAACAACCACCACCCGACCAUGCUCAGAGGCCGGAGCACAGCUAUGCCGUGGAUUCGCCGCAAAGCUCGCCGCCUAUAUCGAAUUCGUCGGAACCGGAAAAUAGACCAGCUCGUGCCCGGGUCACAUCUGACUCGGGCAACUCGACCGUUCCCUCGGAAACGGGUGAGAUCGGACCAGUGUCAAUGGAUGAUUGGUUCAGAAUAUUUCAGAAUCAUGAGAUAGCUUCCAAAUCGCAACGAGUGCAUCUCAUGAUUCAGGCUAGAUCUGCGCAAAGAAAGGAGCAAUACCUGUCAAUGCGGAUGCCUGAACUGCCAACAGACUUGGAAUACAACCCCAAUAAAUCACGCCUAAGGAAGGCAUAUGUAAGUCCAACGGAGGCAGCAGAAAGGGAGAGAAACAACUUGGCUUCGAGGAAGUCUCGGUUUAAGAAGAAAAUCGCUCAGCAAAUCACCAACAUGCACUUGGAAUUCGAUCGCAGUGAAAAUGCCGAACUGUACGCUAUGCAGAACUUUAUGUCACAGAUCAUCUACGAUCUGGAAGCACAGUGUCUUGAUAGCGGAAUAGCGCCGAUAGAUAUGCUCAACAUGCGCCAGGCGUACGGGUUUACUCCAAGCCAGCAUGAAAAGAUAUACACAGCGGCAUCGUCGAGGUAGAUUUCGAUGUUGUGCGUGUUGAAAUUUGAAUCUUCUAAAAUAACUCUUACCAACCAGUGUUCGUAUAUAGAUUCCUUCUUAAGACAUUUCGUUUUAUGUUUUUAAGGACAAAAAUAAAAUACAGUCAAUACUCAUCUAGGUCAGCGGGUGGUGCAAUCGUAAAAAUACCUACAUUUAAUAAAAUAAAGCAAUAUUUUAUUCCAAUUAUAACAA